UCCUCCUCCCCCUCACCCAUUCCCCCUCGAGAACUAGGUCGCCGCCGCCGAGGGCGACUCGGCGGCCAAUGCAUUUGCUGCUCCCGUAGAAGCCGCCGCUGCGUCCCGCAGCAAUGGAGGCGGAGGCGCAGCGGGAGAUGGAGGCCGGCAACGCCGCCUACCGCAAGCUCUACCUCGAGACGGCCGUGCGCCACUACACCCGGGGCGCCCGCCUCGACCCCGGCGGCAUCUCCUUCCUCACCAACCGCGCCGCCGCCUACCUCCUCAUGGGCAAGUACAAGGAAUGCGUGAGGGACUGCGACGAGGCGGUGGAGAGGGGCAGGGAGCUCCGCGCCGACAACAAGCUGGUCGCGCGGGCGCUGUCGAGGAAGGCGUCGGCGCUGCUCAAGCUCGCCGCCUGCGCCGCGGACUACGAGCCGGCGAUCAGGGCGCUGCAGCAGUGGCUGGCCGAGCAGUACAGCGAGGACACGCUAGCCAAGCUGGACGAGGCGGAGAAAGCCAGGAAGGAGGUGGAGGAGCAGGAGCGACUCGAUCAGGAAGCUGCCGAUCACCACCGAGACAAAGGUUCGUGUGAAACGAUUUUUUUUAAUCAGAGAAAGUACCAGGAAGCAGCAAUGCACUAUACCGAAGCCAUGAGAAAGAACCCAAAGGAUCCCAGGCUUUCUUUUAGCAAUAGAGCUCAAUGCCACAUCUACCUAGGAGUAUUUCCUGAAGGUCUUGAAGAUGCAUGUAAAUGCAUUGAGUUGGAUCCUACUUUCCUGAAAGGCUAUCUGCGUAAAGCUAAAGUUCAGUUCCUUAUGAACAAUUAUGAAAAUGCUCUGGCAACUUACUUGGAGGGUUUGAAGUGUGACCCAAACAACCUCGAAGUUCUUGAUGGCUUGAGGAGAUGUGCAGCAUGCAUUAAAAGGGCUAAUGGCGGUGAUGCCAGCACAGAGGACUUGAGAGAGAUAUUGGGAGAUUUGCAUUUGAAUGAUGAUCUGCAUAAUAAACUGCAAAAAUGCAUGGAUGAAGCUGCACUGUUGAAGAAGGAAGCAUCUGACGAGCGUUUAAAGCGGAUUGAAUCUGAACGAUUGGCCAGGACAUUAGAAGACCUGUAUUUAAGCCAGGUCCAACAAAGGAAAGAAACGGGGGAAUCUCUUUCAAGGGUACAACAAGAGUUUGAACAACUUAAAAUGCAGCAAGAUGAGGUCACCGUGGAACUUCAGAAAGUCAAUGAGCUGAACGAGAAUCUACUAGGUCAACUCUCUGAAUCCAAAGAGUGUUUUGAAUGGCUUCUAUCGGAGCAUGAUCACUUGCUACAUGAACGAGAUAAUGCAGUCCGAGAGGUUGAAGAAUUACGUCGGAAAAGAGGCCAAAUGCUUUCAGUUUUGGUUACAGCGAUGCACUGUGAGUUUUCAUCAUCUGAACUGGAAUCUGCAACAGAAAAUUAUAGUAAUUCACUGAAGAUUGGAGAAGGAGGGUUUGGCUGGUAUAAAGUUAUCCUCCGAAACAUGACAGUUGCAAUAAAGGUGCUCAGACCUGAUAGUUUACAGGGGCAAUCACAGUUCGAACAAGAGGUUUCUAUCCUUAGUAGAGUGAGACACCCUCACCUUGUGACUCUCUUAGGAGCUUGCUUAGCGUCUUCAACACUUGUAUAUGAGUUCCUUCCAAAUGGAAGCCUUGAAGAUUUUCUUGUGUGUCCAGAUAAGAGGCAAAAUUUGACAUGGCAAGUUCGGAUUAGAAUUAUUGCUGAGAUAUGUUCAGCACUGAUCUUCCUGCAUAAGAAUAAACCUCACCCAGUUGUUCAUGGAGAUCUUAAGCCUGCUAACAUCCUCCUUGAUGUUAAUUUGGUCAGUAAGCUCAGUGACUUUGGUUUUUCUCGUCUCCUAAUCCAGUCCAGCACCAAUAACACCACCCUGUACCGCACCAUGCAUCCUGUGGGUACCCCUCUGUACAUGGACCCAGAAUUUCUUUCCACUGGAGAGUUGACACCUCAGUCCGAUGUUUAUUCAUUUGGGAUUGUAGUCUUGCGUCUGUUAACAGGCAGGCCUCCUGUUGGUAUAAAGAAGAUUGUGGAGGAUGCAAUGGAGAAAGGCGACUUGAAUUCUGUAAUUGAUACCUCAGUGGGAGACUGGCCUCAUCUGUACAUAGAACAGCUGGCAUACCUUGCUCUCAGAUGCACUGAGUUGAGCAGGAGGUGCCGCCCUGAUCUUUCAGGUGAGGUGUGGGAAAUAGUUGAGGGCAUAAGGGAUGCUGCAUUAUCUUCACCUUCAUCCUCUAGAUCAAUGCAGGAUCAGAACAGUGCACCAUCAUAUUUCAUCUGUCCUAUAUCUCAGGAUAUCAUGGAUGAUCCUCACAUUGCAGCAGAUGGAUUCACCUACGAAGCCGAUGCCAUCAGGAGUUGGCUCUGCGCUGGUCAUGACACAUCUCCAAUGACCAACUUGCGACUUGAACACGAGGAACUCAUCCCGAAUCGUGCACUACGUUCUGCUAUUCAGGAGUGGCUCCAGCAGCACAACAUGGCGCUGUAGCCAACUUCCUCCCAUAUGUGAAGCAAGUGGUACCAACUGUAUAGAAUUAACAGACCCCUAAGGCAAGUUCGGUAUGCCUUCUUUAUGCAGGUAUGUAACUAGUAUAGUAGCAUGUAAUGUGAAGGCAGUGUUGGGCAAAGCCCAGUAACUUCGAUAUGUAGUGAGGACAAAACCUGUAUGCGUGUAGUGUAGGUAUGGCUAUGACUCUUGAGGACAACUAAUGUCGAAUCUUAGUUUGAUAAUGUGUAUAUCAACCGUAAUGUUGCAUGUGC
Molecule: messenger RNA, 2782 nt
Organism: Oryza brachyantha (malo sina)
Lineage: Eukaryota; Viridiplantae; Streptophyta; Magnoliopsida; Poales; Poaceae
Product: U-box domain-containing protein 70-like
Biological process (GO): protein ubiquitination; protein phosphorylation
Molecular function (GO): protein kinase activity; protein binding; ubiquitin-protein transferase activity
Source: RefSeq, a predicted model, not a curated record